AAACUUUACUGAUGCUCAAGAAGUAUGCAAAUAAACAAGAUGACCGGAGCAAUCAUUCUUCAUCAAAACACAUUCCGUCAUCUACUGACAAAGAUGAUCUUCUUAGUAAUGAACAUCUUCAGGAUUGCCUUGGAUCACGGGAAAAACAGACAUUUCCUGAUAUAGACUAUACUUUUUUCGGUUACAAUAUUUCAAAAGGUUAUCCGCAUGCCAUCGGUCAUGAUCCAGGAUUUACUUAUCCAAUUUUUGAAACAGACUAUAGUGAAAAGAGACAGUCCGGAGACUGUAGAUACUUUAUACCCCGAGGAUUGGUUGUUGUUCCUGAUGUGUCAUGCGCACUUUCAUUCUCGUCAAAAACUGUAAAAAAUAUGCUCGAAUUGUCUCAGGCUUUAUCUGUAUCGACUAGUGUUCAUGGCGGAGGUUGGGGUGUCAAUUUUUCUGCGAGUGCUGGAUAUAAAGAAUCGUCCAAUGAAAUGUCUUCAGGCGAAUCAAUUUACAUAUUUUCCAAGGCAAAGUGUAGAUACUACUUUACUAAAAUGCUGACAGAAAAUCCUCCUCCAUUCACUAUCGCUUUUCUUGAUUGGGUUUUCAAAUUGAACAGUACGAAUACUAAAGAGACAUAUAUCGAUUUUUUUGAAACAUUCGGAACUCACUACACUACAUAUACGUCAUUUGGCUCCAGAUUUACUUAUCAAUAUAAAAUGAGUUCAAAAAGCUAUCAAUCAGAAAAAGAAAAUGGAUUUAAUGUUGAGGUUGCAGCAAGUUAUUCUGGACUUUUCAGUGCUGGGGCAGAUUUUAAUAUGGACUCAUCCCAAAAGGCGGCUGCAUCACGCUUUUCGGAAUUGGUCGAAACGAAAACCAUCACAGUUGGAGCCUCACCACCAGAAGAUGGGAAAGCUUCGACCUGGGCAUCAACUGUCAAAGAUAAUCCAGUGCCAAUAGAAUACAGUCUGGAAUCAAUCGAAAAUCUCUUUACGAAAAAUUUCAUGAGUCGAUUGGAUGUAGAUUGUGACAGGAUUCGGUAUAAUAUAAAAGAAUAUAUAUCUCGAUUAGAGUAUUGUAAACAUUUGAAAAACACUGGACAAUUAGAUACUUGUGAAAUUGUAAGACCAGGAUUCAGUAAAAUAAAAACUUUGAAAAAAACGAGGCUUUAUUAUCAUUACAAAAGGGUGAACUUUUCGACACUUAAAGAAUGUGCAGAGAUGUGUCUCAAGGAAAUUAAAUGCAAAGCCAUCACACAUUGUGUACAUUAUUGUAAUGAUGACUAUUGUUAUAUGUAUGAUCAUGGUGGAUGGAAUACUAAAUGGAAAUCAGAUAAGGCCUAUAAUCCCUCUGAUCCUAAUGUACACUGGUUCGAUGUUGCAGGCAUUGAGAACAAAGAAUGGCAAAGUGCAGUAUUUUCAACUAAAAUUCAACAGCCUAUGAUAUUCAAUGCCACCAAUAUUAAAGGCGUAUUUCGUUCAUCAUUCAGUUUGAAGGAAAUGUAUACGCAGAGUUCUUGUAAUUCUCGGUGUGAGAACGAUGAUUUUUGUGCGGCAUAUACAUUUAGUUCCUCCGCGGAUACAAAUAUGAAAUGUCACCUUUAUACAGAAAGUGGAAUACAGGGACUUUUCGAAGAUUUUGAGACCAACACUUAUUUCAUAACUAGUGUCAAAAUUCCUGACUCUAAACUGAAAGAUCGCUAACACUUGCUUUUGAUCAACUAUGUAGAAAGAAUGUUCCAUUUCGAUACGUUAUCGCAUAUACACUAUACCAAAAUACACUUUUCCUUUCUCUCAGUUUCUCAAAUUUAAUUUACCAGUUUAUGAAAUUUCCAAGUAAUGUUCGAACUCUAUGUAACGUUUGCAUUGUACAAAGACUUUGCAAAUAUUGACAAACGUUUACUCUGAUUUGUUUGUUUUUCUAUAUUAAAAGUGUUGUAAAUACGUUAAAAGCGCGCCUACUUUAUUUGUUUGUUAUACAAUUGGAAGUUUUGAUUUGUAAAAUCUUGGAUUGCAAAAGUUAAGUCACAGCCAAACGAACGCUUUUUAAAGGAGGGGUAAAAAAUAAUUAAGGUAAAACAAAAAUUAUUUCGGGGAAAAAAGGGUAGUUUUUGAUUGGCUACCAACUGGCACAAACGUCUUGUUUUGAAAAAUUUAGAUGUUUUGGAAAUUUCAUCAUGAUAAAGUACUUAUUUCCAAGCACAAUAAAUCAAUAAAUUUGAAUGAAACUGCAGGUUAAAUUCUAAGAAAUUAAAUUAAGAUAGUUCCCGGUCAAAACAAAAAUAAAUGAGGUAAGAAUGACUACCUCUUAAAUGCUUUUGUACAGAUUCAGUGAUAUUUAAGUUUAAAAUAUCAACUAUGUCCUUUAACUUUAUACGUUUAAUGGGGUUUGCCAAGAUGCAUGGAGAUAGUAUAACUGGAUGAACUAUGCAGUCGUAUCAUAUGAGUAUAGGCUCAUGACGGAAGAGGAGUACAGUGAUUUUCAUAAGAAUGACAUUAUUUUUAUAAACACCAAAUAUAUUGUUUAUAAACAAUAAUCAAGCAUCAUGACAGUUUCACGUACAGUUCUGUCAUUUUCUGAGUUUUUUUUUACAAACUGUCAUU
Mytilus californianus (California mussel) is the source of this 2585-nucleotide messenger RNA. RefSeq lists its product as uncharacterized. The record is from RefSeq and is a predicted model, not a curated record. The transcript has 2 exons. Bases 12 to 1685 code for a protein of 557 amino acids. NCBI's taxonomy places the organism in Eukaryota, Metazoa, Mollusca, Bivalvia, Mytilida, Mytilidae.